UCUCACCAUCCAUUUCCUGUCACCAGUCACCGCUACAUUUUCUCACGCCAUCACUAGUCACUACUCUCUAUUCUCCUACAGGUACUUCUUUAAAGAAAGUCUUAUUCUUAAACCCUACCAAACCCCCUUCUUCGAUUACCAAUUUCAUGUCUUUAACAAUGGAGCCCUUCAACUUACUCAAAUUCUGGAGAGGUGUUACUGGUGCUGCCACUGGAUUUACUAAUAAUACUGACAUCAAAACAACCACCAUGAGCUCAACUGAAGAUGAAGAAGAAGAAGAAGAAAAACUUGACGAAGGACCAUUUUUUGAUUUAGAAUUUAAAGCACCUGUUGGUGUUGAUACUGAUGAUGGUCAGAGUGAAUGUAGUGGAGAAGAUGAUGAAGCAGAUUGUGAAUCAGCUGGAACCGAUAACGAUAGUGAAAGAGAAUACAUUUUUACUGGUUCAGCUAACUCUAAUCUUUCGUUUUCUCCUUCUGAUGAUAAUCUGUUCUUUAAAGGACAUUUUCUUCAGCUUGUUGGUGAUGAUGAACCUCAAUCAAAGACUGUCAAACGAAAAUCUUCAAUGUUCAAGUUGGGUUUUAAGAAAUCCUUAAAGCCAAGCACAGAAAAGGUAGAGAACAAUGGUGCAGAUUCUCCAUCUCCAAAAUUCAAGAAACAAACUUCAACACAACAGAGAAUUAAGGCGGAAGAAAUUCCAAUCAUCUCAUUAUUUACUAGAGAAAAUAGUUUGAGAUACCAAUUUAAUAAAGAGAGUCUACAUGAUGAAAUUGCUUCAGAAGAUAAGAAACUCGUAAAAGGUGUUGUUCAGAAGUAUAUGAAGAUGAUCAAACCACUCUAUGUAAGCGUUUCUAAGAGAUACGGAGACAAAUCUAGGUUUUAUAACGGGUCUGUAACAACAUCACCUCUACAGAGAUCUUCUCCUAAGAAGUACAAAAAAGAAUGUGAAGAUAAAUUUGAGACUUCCAGUAAGUCCCCUAAACAGGGGAAUUUGCCAUCAGGAUUAAGAGUUGUUUGUAAGCAUCUCGGAAAAAGCCGAUCUUCGUCGAAUUUUGCUGCUGUUUCUCCGGUGACAUUUCCAUCACAGAGGCAAGACGAUUCCAUGUUUCAACAGGAAGACGGAAUUCAGAAUGCAAUCCUUCAUUGCAAGAAAUCCUUCAAUUCAAGAUUCGAAUCUUCAACUUUGUUUUCUAAUUCAGAUUCAUCACUGCUCUCAAGAUCUAUUAGCGACCCUUCUCAUGAGAAGUCAAUCGAUUUUUUAUCUGAGAAAAUGAAACUCUUCGACCAAGAUGAAGCCGAGAAUGAAGAAUAUUUUGAUCUAUGAUCGAAAAAGGUUUCAAAUCUAAAGUAAUUGAUUAAGCGUUUUUUAAGUGUUUUAUUCUGUAAAAAUCUUACUAAGUUAGAAUUUUGAUGCUAGUUAGGAACUUCGAAUUUCAGUAGUAGUAGUCCAA
Molecule: messenger RNA, 1449 nt
Organism: Papaver somniferum (opium poppy)
Lineage: Eukaryota; Viridiplantae; Streptophyta; Magnoliopsida; Ranunculales; Papaveraceae
Product: probable membrane-associated kinase regulator 2
Exons: 1
Coding region: 147-1322 (391 amino acids)
Cellular component (GO): plasma membrane
Source: RefSeq, a predicted model, not a curated record